This is a messenger RNA of Neltuma alba, 2154 nucleotides long. RefSeq names its product alkaline/neutral invertase A, mitochondrial-like. Gene Ontology annotation, biological process: sucrose catabolic process. Lineage: Eukaryota; Viridiplantae; Streptophyta; Magnoliopsida; Fabales; Fabaceae. The transcript is spliced from 6 exons. Gene Ontology annotation, cellular component: mitochondrion. Gene Ontology annotation, molecular function: sucrose alpha-glucosidase activity; endo-alpha-N-acetylgalactosaminidase activity. The coding region runs from base 1 to 1980 and encodes 659 amino acids. The record is from RefSeq and is a predicted model, not a curated record.
AUGAAACCCUCCUGCGGGCUUCUCGGUGGUUGUAGAAGUUCAUCAUUUUUUGGGGACCCUCGUGCAAAAUAUCCCCAUAAUGUAGCAUGCAAUUUGUCGAAAUAUCGACUCAAUUUUGAUCGUAACAAUCACUGUUCUUUUCGAAUAUUGGGGUUCCCCCGUAUGAUUAACGAAGCCCGGAAAGUUACAGGCUUGCGCUCUUCGAAUUUUUGUCAGUCGAGGGUAACUUCAAGGUCUUUUUCUUUAAGCGUAAAUAGAAGAGUUUCAUCUCUCGUUACAAGUGCCGCCCCAAGGGUUCGGGAUUGCUCAACGUCCAUCGAGUCCUGUCGCAAUGACAAUAAAUUUGAGACGGUUUAUGUUCAGGGUGGAAAGAAUGUGAGACAACUGGUGAAGGAAAGAAUUGACAAUGAUGAUAAUAGUGUAGGAGAAGGAGAUGGCUGUAAAGACGUGAACACAGAGCAUUCAAAAGGUGGGAAUGAAUCAAAGGAUGUGAAUUUACAGAGUGAAGGCGAGGAAACAGAGGUGGAGAAAGAGGCAUGGAAAUUACUAAGAAAUGCAGUUGUGACUUACUGUGGCAAUCCUGUGGGGACGGUGGCUGCAAAUGAUCCAAGCGACGCUCAGCCCUUGAAUUACGAUCAGGUCUUUCUUCGGGACUUUGUCCCUUCAGCUCUUGCUUUCUUGCUUAAGGGAGAACACGAGAUCGUCAAGAACUUCCUUAUACACAAUUUGCAAUUGCAGAGUUGGGAGAAGACAGUGGACUGCUACAGCCCAGGGCAAGGCUUAAUGCCUGCAAGUUUCAAAGUUAAAACCAUGCCUCUUGAGAAAGAUAGCUACGAAGAAGUUUUAGAUCCUGAUUUUGGGGAAUCAGCUAUCGGGCGUGUUGCCCCCGUGGAUUCAGGGUUGUGGUGGAUAAUCUUGUUGCGGGCUUAUGGGAAGCUCACCGGUGAUUACAGCUUGCAAGAAAGGAUAGAUGUUCAAACUGGCUUAAAAAUGAUCCUCAACUUGUGCUUGACUGAUGGUUUUGAUAUGUUCCCUUCUCUGCUGGUCACUGACGGGUCUUGCAUGAUAGACCGGCGAAUGGGUAUUCAUGGUCACCCACUCGAGAUCCAAGCACUGUUUUAUUCAGCCCUUCGUUGCGCCCGUGAGAUGGUGGAAGUAAGUGAUGGGUCCAGGAAUCUGGUUAGGGCAAUUAGCAACAGACUCAGUGCACUGUCAUUCCACAUUAGAGAAUAUUAUUGGCUGAAUAAGAAAAGGAUGAAUGAGAUAUACAGGUAUAAAACAGAAGAAUAUUCCACAAAUGCCACUAACAAGUUCAACAUCUACCCAGAACAAAUUCCGAUGUGGCUGAUGGAUUGGAUUCCGGAGAAUGGUGGGUAUCUGAUUGGCAACUUGCAGCCUGCCCACAUGGAUUUCAGGUUUUUCAUGCUUGGAAAUAUUUGGUCCAUUGUUUCGGCUUUGGCCACCCCGAAGCAGAAUGAGGCUAUUUUGAAUCUGAUAGAACAGAAAUGGGAUGAUCUUGUGGGGCAUAUGCCUCUUAAGAUUUGUUAUCCUGCGUUGGAGUCGGAAGAUUGGCGCGUAGUUACUGGUUGUGACCCGAAGAACACCCCUUGGUCGUAUCACAACGGUGGAUCUUGGCCAGCACUUCUGUGGCAGUUCACCCUGGCAUGCAUGAAAAUGGGGAGGGUGGACCUAGCAAAGAAAGCAGUGGAUUUGGUAGAGAAGAGGCUGCCAACGGAUAGUUGGCCCGAAUACUACGACACUCGCAGCGGCAAAUUUGUGGGCAAACAAGCUCGCCUCUAUCAAACAUGGACCAUCGCUGCCUUCCUUGCCUCUAAGAUGCUCUUGAAGGACCCAAAGACGGCCUCCUUGUUGUUCUGGGAGGAGGAUUAUGAACUUCUUGAGAUCUGUGUUUGUGCUCUCAACAAGAGCGGCAGGAAAAUAUGCUCCCGUAGUGCUGCCAAGUCCCACAUUCUUAUCUGAUCCUAUACUGUAAAUAUAUAUAAUGCAGGAUUCAUAGGCUUUAUACAAGUUUCUUGUAAAUAUGACCAGCAACGGUUUUCCUUUAUGAUUUUCCCCCUUUAACUUUGGGGCUGAGGGUGAGAUCUCAUCCGAUUCCCCAUUCACCAUCGCCAUCUUUUUCUUGCCCCGUUAAAU